Molecule: messenger RNA, 1075 nt
Organism: Cloeon dipterum
Lineage: Eukaryota; Metazoa; Arthropoda; Insecta; Ephemeroptera; Baetidae
Product: centrosomal protein of 83 kDa-like
Exons: 4
Coding region: 22-987 (321 amino acids)
Source: RefSeq, a predicted model, not a curated record
CGAGGCGAGCUGCGGAAGGUGAUGUCCGAGGAGAAGACGCGCAAGUGCCGGUUGACGCGUGACCUGGCUGAGGCCGAGCAGGAGCGCGAAUCCCUCGAGAAGCGGCACCAGGAGCUGAUGCUUGAGACGCACCGCCUCAUCGACGCCUGCCUUGAAAAGCGCGAGCUGCGAGACAGUGUCAUCGCCCAAACAGCAGACCACGAACGGGAAAUGCUCGGGAAGCUGGAGGAGGCCAAAGAAAGCAUUUCACGCGAAUACGCGGCGAUGGGGGCGCGCCUGUCGGCGACUCGGCGAAGCUCUUGCGCGCUGCUGCGUUCUGCCGAGGAGGAGACGGAAAGGGCGCGUGCGGAGCUCGAGCGGCGCCGCGCGGCCCUGAACGAAGAGCUGCAGGUGCUGAACGGCUGUCUGGAGGCGACCAGGGCGGCCGCGGAGCACGAGGCGGCCUCGGCCGGCCGCUUCUACGCCAGGGUCGAGCACGAACUGGACCAGAGCUGCAGGUCGAUCGGCCAGGGCAUCGGCGUCGACCUGGAACUGAUGGAGGCGCGCGUGCAGCGCCUCGCCGUCCGCACCAACCGCGAGCUGCCCUUCAUGCACGCCAGGCUCGACGAGCUCAGGGCCAAACACGAGCUCAGGUCCAGGGAGCUCGCGCUAUUACUCAAACUGACCGACGCCGAGGCAGCGGUCAAGGUGGUCGACGAAAGGGACCAAGAACUCCAGGCCCUGGUCAAAGAGGUGGAGCUCGAGAUUGCCUCCCUGAGCGGCACACUGACCAGACGCAGCAGAAUGGAGCACGAGCUGAGGCAGCAACUCAAGCAACUCGGCGUCGUCCCUUCCGAAUUCGCCCUGCCAGUCGACCAGGACGCCGACGAAAGCGACGCCAACGCCAGUGGGGCAGACGCUGAAGCAGACGACCUGAAGACGGCGCUGCAGCAGAGAGUGGCGAAAAUUCAACAGAGCGUGAAGCAACUGGGCUGGAGCGACGAUUGAUUCAAAACUAAAAGGUCACGCCAGCCUGCCGAACGGGAAUUGUCAAAAUUUGUUGUCUUUUUGAAAAACUGAGAUAUUUUUUACGAGG